AUGGAUCGCUACAGUGGUAUCGUGCAUAAUGCUGGCCGUACAGACGGAACUAAGGUUUACCUCCCCCUCGAAGAAGUCCGUGUUCACGCCCUUCUCCUCGACGUUUCCGCGAAGGUCACAAUUGACCAAGUCUAUUCGAACCCAUCCGACACCGCUACGAGUCGAGCGAAAUAUCUGUUCCCUGUCCCAGCAAGCGCAGCUAUAUGUGCGUUCGAAGCGCGUAAAUCAGAUGGCACAGUUAUCGUUAGUAAAUGCAUGGACAAAGACCUAGCGGCGGAGAGACAUGAGCGUGCUAUCCGUGAUGGGAAGUUUACGGGCCUACUCGAAACAGUGACUGAUGAUGUCUUCACCAUCUCCGUGGGGUCUAUCCCUGCCCAAGAACGUAUAGAAGUCAAGGUCGUCUAUGUGAUGACCCUGCUGAAUGAUGACAAUGUCGAUGAAAUCCGCUUCCAACUUCCUCAACAUGUCGGCGACCGUUAUGGGACGCCACCCGCCGCCCUUAACGAUGCGGCUGGAACUUCCACAUCUACCCGCAUUCGCAUCAGCAUUGACAUCCAAACGUCAGGUCGCCUCCACAGCGUUAUUAGCCCUAGUCACGGACAUGAUAUCAAAGAAAAAAGAUACCCGACACAUCGAAACCGCACAUCCCGACGCAGAACGACUGUGACAUACAGAUCCAAGAUGUAUCUCAGCAAGGACUUUCUACUCAUUAUUCACGCAGAAGGACUUGGCGCUCCCCGCUGUUUCGUAGAGGUGGCUAGGAAAACGUCCAGGCUGGGCUCAGAUACGAUCGCUUUCCAUCUCACAAUGGUACCAAAGUCCAUGUUACCUCCGUUGCCUUGCCAAGAGUACCUAUUCUUGAUUGAUCGAAGUGGGAGCAUGACUGGUAACCGCGUGGAGACAGCGAAAGAGACACUUGUCACGCUUUUAAAACUCCUCCCUGCUCAGGGCACGCAGUUCAACCUGUAUAGCUUUGGGAGUACAGUGCGUAGAUCUUAUCCUCAGAGUUUGACAUAUGAUCAAGCAACGAUGACCACGGCAGUCACCGAAGUACGUGGCAUGGAUGCGUCCUUUGGGGGCACGGAAAUUCGUUCGGCUCUCAAAGAAGUGUUCCAGACCCGUAACCGGACAAUGCCUACCGCAGUCUUCGUGCUCACUGAUGGAGAGGUCCACAAUACGCAGAUAGUGAUUCAAGACGUCGGAGACGCAGUGCAUGCAGCAACGACUCAAGCUCCCCUGCGCGUAUUUACGCUGGGCAUAGGCGAUGGUGUAUCUAGUGCUCUUUGUGAAGGAAUUGCCCGUGCAGGCAACGGGGUUUGCUUAUUCGCGACACAUAACGAAGACAUCUAUGGGAGGUGUGCACGCCUCUUUCAGGCCGGACGAACCCAGUUUAUUGAAGAUGUCACGGUCGAUUGGGGCAUUCCUCCCGAAGGUCUACGCUCGCCUACUGUCAAAUUUGCAUCCGACGACCUCAAGGGAAUGGUCCAACUCCGUGCCCCUCCGACAUUGCAACAAUCGCCUCCAACCAUCGAGAAUUUGCACGCUGGUACGAGGAUCAGCAUAACCGCUAUCCUCACUGUAGAAAGUAUCUCCAUCCCGGAUACGGUCCGGAUCGAGGGUCGACUCAGUGACACGGGGGAACCGUUCGAGAUGGUUGUCCCCGUACGCGUUGCGCAGAUUGCAGAUGCUGACCCAGGUCAGCCACCAAUUCAUACCCUCGCUGCUCGCAAGUUAGUGCAGGAUCACAUCGAAGGACGUGCACCACUUCCUUUAUCAGAGACUCCUGGUGUACCUCACGAUGCUUUACGAAAGGCGGCUAUAAUCAGGCUAGGCGAGAAGUAUCACAUUGCGAGCCGCUAUACGUCCUUCGUCGCAGUCCAAGACGGGGAUGUGGACAAGUUCGAGCAACCAAUACGAACGAAGGGGUUCCCCCAGACAAGCCAUAGACACAAUACGACGGUGAACGCAGCUGCUCAUAUCCCGACAGGAGAUUUGCAGCCCAAGAGGACCAUCACAUCGAUUUUCAGUGAUAUGUUCAGAAGAUGGUCUUUUAUUCCCCUAUCCCUUCUAUCCGCUGGACAGGGGAUCUCUCCGGAUCAGCCGCCUCAACACCAGAACGAGGAUGGACAUGGAGACCACGACGAUGGCUACGAGUCUUACCAGACUUUCUCAACCAUGAGUUCAUUGGAGUCGCGCUCCGAUUGGAUCUCGAGCGACUGGAGCGAAAGUCGACCUUCUACACCCCCUCCUUUAUCUGAGGCAGAUAAACGCAUGCAACGUAGUCCUUCUCCGGCAUUCGACGCUUCUACACAGGUUCAGCCCCCUCCGGCCUCAGCCCCGGUUCCACCAACGUCACAACUCAAGACCGAAGUCGUAAACUUGAUUCACGUACAAUCCUUUGAUGGCUCUUUCUCGAGCGAGCAGCUCCGCCAAAUCGUGGGAGAAGAGGCAGUGAAUGACGCUAGAGGACAAGGUGUUGAGCCCGUAGUAUGGGCCACUGCGCUCGCUGCAGCAUUCUUGAAGAAACAUGCCUUCGGCCAUACGGAAUUGUGGACCAAGCCUUUAGAAUUUUUACGCAGGUAUUCGGGAUCAGAGCACAUUCUCGCUAGAGCGAUUGAGGCAUUGGGAUAG
Messenger RNA from Pleurotus ostreatus (oyster mushroom), 2631 nucleotides. RefSeq lists its product as uncharacterized. NCBI's taxonomy places the organism in Eukaryota, Fungi, Basidiomycota, Agaricomycetes, Agaricales, Pleurotaceae. The record is from RefSeq and is a predicted model, not a curated record. The transcript is spliced from 6 exons. Bases 1 to 2631 code for a protein of 876 amino acids.